Molecule: messenger RNA, 1386 nt
Organism: Orbilia oligospora ATCC 24927
Lineage: Eukaryota; Fungi; Ascomycota; Orbiliomycetes; Orbiliales; Orbiliaceae
Exons: 3
Coding region: 1-1386 (461 amino acids)
Biological process (GO): nucleoside metabolic process
Molecular function (GO): catalytic activity
Source: RefSeq, a predicted model, not a curated record
AUGCUGGACAUCGAACAUGAACAGCUUCGGGCAGCCUCACUUCAAGACGGAAAUUGCUAUACCUUUGGCAGUAUCGGUAAUCACAAUGUAGUGAUUGCUUCCCUACCCGCAGGGAAAACGGGCAAAGCAUCCGCCGCGACGGUUGCAAGAGAUAUGAUCCGCAGCUUCAAAUCUAUCAGAUUCGGAUUGAUGGUUGGUAUUGGUGGCGGAGCGCCAUAUUACAGCGCUGGGAGCAUGGAAGCCGAGAAUGAAGGCUCAGCGGAAUUUGAUUCUGAAGGCAGACGACAUAUCAGACUCGGCGAUGUUGUGGUAAGCCUGGAUUCAAAGUCCACGGAGGCUGUUGUGCAGUAUGAUUUCGGCAAGUCAGAGCAGGGAAAGGGGUUCCUCCGUAUCGGUGGAAAGCUUAACAACCCGCCGGAUGUAAUAUUAACCGCAGUCAAUACCCUUAGAGGUAAAAUAAAAGCUAGCGAUAUCCCUGGGAUGCUGUCGAUUGCGAGUUCGAAGAACUGGGUCAUAAAAAAGAAAUUCCAAUAUCCAGGUUUGGAGAACGACAAGUUGUUUAAAUCUAAUGUCAUUCACCAAAACCCGCCGGAUAAGAAGGUCUCGUGUGGGGAGUGUUCUUGCUCCGGGCCCCUCGAUGUUAACCUUGUUAAGAGACCAGACCGAAAUGACAGUGCUCCCGAGGUACAUUAUGGAACUAUUGGAUCGGCUGACCAAGUAAUGAGAGACGCCAUCCUGAGAGACGAGUUGUCACAAAAACACAAGAUAAUAUGCUUCGAAAUGGAAGCUGCAGGGUUGGACUCGUUCCCCUGUAUCACCAUUCGAGGCAUCUGCGAUUAUGCUGAUUCCCAUAAGGACAAAACCUGGCAGAAUUACGCUGCGGCAACGGCUGCGGCGUACGCAAAGAAUCUUCUGCUCACUAUUGGUGGGCAAGAUACUGUGGGCCUAUCCCCAAUCGAGCAAAGUAAGCAGUCUCCGUAUAUUGGUUUGGAAAGCCUAGGGAUGCGCGCCAAUACAAUGUAUAUUAUAUACACUCUCGGCCUCGGGGAGAUGAAGGAGAAGGGGAAGAGGGGGAGGAGGGGGAGGAGGGGGGAGGAGGGGGAGGAGGAUGAGGAGGAUGAGGAGGAAAGUGAGGGCCCGAGGAGGAAGAGAAGGAGAAUAAGCUUUGGAACUAUAGAUGAGAAUAGUGAGGAGGAUGAUUAUGGCACUGACGACGACGAUGGUGAUGAGGAUGCGGAGGGAGAAGACGGGAGGAAUAUUGGUACUCUUAUUGAUUAUUUAAAGCAAACUGAUCGUGAGAGUGGUUUGGAGAGUGAGAGUGACUUGGAGAGUGAGAGUGACUUGGAGAGUGAGAGUGACUUGGGGGGUGAGAGCGACGAAGAUUAA